Molecule: messenger RNA, 1135 nt
Organism: Pelobates fuscus (common spadefoot toad)
Lineage: Eukaryota; Metazoa; Chordata; Amphibia; Anura; Pelobatidae
Gene: INSIG2
Product: insulin induced gene 2
Exons: 6
Coding region: 155-796 (213 amino acids)
Biological process (GO): cholesterol biosynthetic process; cellular response to insulin stimulus; SREBP-SCAP complex retention in endoplasmic reticulum
Cellular component (GO): SREBP-SCAP-Insig complex; endoplasmic reticulum
Source: RefSeq, a predicted model, not a curated record
UCACCGGAAAGGGAGGAGUCGGGACCUGAGAGCGAGGUUUGGAACGCAGGAAGCAGAGAGCAGACACCGAGCUGGUUCUGGCCGAGCGCAUUUCGGAGGAAGCACCUCUUACUGCGCAGCCUGCUGGUGACAUGGACGUGAUGGGAGACGGAUAAUGACAGAGACCAGCAUAACCCAGGGCCGCUGCCUGAGGAUGAAUUUAGUAAUCCGGGGCCUCCUCCUCUUUCUCAUUGGGGUCUUCCUUGCUCUGGUUUUAAAUCUCUUGCAGGUUCAGAGACACGUCACUCUGUUUCCGCCAGAUGUCUUGUCCAGUCUCUUCUCUUCUGCCUGGUGGGUGCCCGUCUGCUGCGGCAGUGCAGCUGCUGCUAUUGGGCUCUUGUACCCGUGUAUUGAUCAGCACCUCGGUGAGCCGCACAGGUUUAAGAGAGAGUGGUCAAGCGUGAUGCGUUGUGUGGCUGUGUUUGUUGGUAUAAAUCACGCUAGUGCUAAGGUGGACUUUGCGAAUAACAUGCAGUUAUCCCUCACGCUGGCUGCUCUUUCCAUUGGACUGUGGUGGACCUUUGAUCGAUCGCGGAGUGGUUUAGGUCUGGGUAUUGGAAUCGCAGCACUCGCCACCCUUGUGUCCCAGCUUCUGGUGUAUAAUGGAGUUUAUCAGUAUACGUCACCUGAUUUCCUGUAUGUGCGAUCGUGGCUUCCGUGUAUAUUCUUUGCUGGUGGAAUUACGAUGGGAAACAUUGGCCGUCAGCUGGAGAUGUAUGAACGCAAAACCUUGAGGGAGAAAUCCCAUCGGGACUGAUGGUGCCAGGAAAUAAACCCCCGAGGAGAAGAAAGAAUGAAAUCCGAGCGUGGCUUAAAGAGGAAGCCGGAUCCUGCAAUCUGUGAUUGUACGUCUAUUCCACAAAGCAUCGUGCUAGUUCCUCAAUGGAAGCACAUUUAAUUCUCGUCUUGUGGACUGCCAAGAGAGCUGGCCUCGGCAGGGAAGACAUUUACCCCCAGAUGGACCAUAUUCUGUUACGAGAGGCUGAAUCGAGGAUUGUAGAAGGACCUUAAUGUUCGGAAAGAGGGGCCUCUGUUCCUCCCAUGUCAUGAUGAAGAAAACGAGCAAGAUAUUGUUUUAAUAAAUAUUUAAGAAUCA